UUAUUUUAUUAGAGUUGCAGGUUAACAUUUUCCUCAAAGUGAAAUAAUCUGUCAGCUAUCUUUUUUGGAGAGAUUUUGAACAGUAUAGUAAUAUAGGAUCAAUACCAUUCAUAUUAAACUUCCCACUUUAUUUUUCCCCUUUAAACAAUUUUGGAAAAUGAUUGUACACACAAUAUUGGAUACACAACCAGCAUGUUACAGCUCAGGAGUAAUGUGUCAGUUUAUUUUCUAUCCAUGAUUAAUUUAUUUGUCAAUUAUUUCCAUGUUACACGAUAGUUUUGCAUUUAAUCCAAUUAGAGAUGGUUUGUACAGUGUCCCACAUCCACUGUAGAAUAGUAUAGCACAAAAAAGCAACACCUGGAGUAACUUCAUGGAAGAGACUGUGGGUUUUAGUGAUCUGAAUUCUUGGAUGGAGAAAGUAUGAUCUAAUGAUCAUUUAUUUCCUCUCAUACUUUGUGCCAAAAGUCAGUAAUAAGCAGACAAACAAAAAUUAAAUACAUCAAAAUAAAAGUUUAAAGUGUAAAAAUGACCUGAACAAAUAACUAAUUUUGAGAAAACGCAAAAGUUUUCGUUAGACCUAACUAGAUCCCAGUGAAGGUCGGGCCAACCGCUGGCACUGAAACAACGGGGUCUACACCGGAGUUCUGCAGGGUUUUUUUCUCUCCAUCCACCAUUUCAAGUUGCAGCCCUCGUGUGUUCGUCGAAUGCUACCAGUAUUUUCACUUUGACGUUACUGCAUGAGGUGUAGACGCUGUGGUUUCAUCAGCUCAAGUCAAGAAGGUCUUUUGAGACACCAUCAACUUAGGCACAAAAAAGAAACACUCUGGCCCUGUGUCUUCAGUGACUGUGUGUGUACCUUCAAAACACCUGGUGCGUUAAAAUCUCACCUAACCAGAUCACAUUGUAGGAGUGAAAAAAGAGAGGAGACAGCAACUUUUUUUUGUGAAUUGUGUGAGUUUAGAGAAAUUUGUACUCAACGUACUUUUUUCACUCAUCUUGGACAUCAUCUAAAGAAUCAGGAAACUGUUCAUUGCCCUUUUCUGCACUGUGAUUUUAAAAGUAACAAUUUUAAAACUUUUAGCUCGCAUAGAAGUAGGAAACACAAAAAUACAAAGGGAAUAAGAAAUUGUUUUAGAAGUAAUCCUGAAAAAGAAACUUUUGUUACUGAGCCUCAUGUACUUGACCAGUCCAGUAACUCUGAGGUAGUGGCCUUACCAAGUAGUUCAAGAGCAGAUUCCAGUGAAAAUGGUGGGGAAGACUUUGUAGAAGCCGAGACUAUUGAACAUAAACUUGCAUCUCUUUUUCUGUGCAUGCAAACCGUAUUGCAUGUUUCUAAAAGUGCAGUACAGAAAAUAAUUGAAGAAUUGAAUGAUAUUCUGCAUUUUUCUAAACAGCAUUCCCACGAAAGAGUAAGACAAAUACUUACUGAACACAAUAUUAAAGUGGAUGAUAGUGUUGUUCAAGAAGUCACUGAUGCAGUAUUCAAUACAAAUCCAUUAAUUGUGACGACUGAAGCAAAAGGUGUAUUGUCCACAGAUCACAGGAGGAAUCUUUAUUUUAAAGAUCAUUUUCCUGUAAUUGAUCCAACUGAAUACAUAUAUAAAAGAACCCACAGAAACACCUUUGUUUAUGUCUCUGUUAUUCGGGUUCUGGAGAAUUUAUUGAGACAGCCAGAUUUUUCAGAGAAAUUAGUAUUCAAUCGAGAAGAUAAACCUGGUCAUUACUGGUCCUUUCGAGACGGUCGAUACUUCAAAGCAAAUAGACUUUUGGGAGUGGAAGAGACCAGUAUUUCUAUUGGGCUAUACAUUGAUGAUUUUGAAGUAUGUAACCCUUUGGGAACAUCUAGAAAAAUUCAUAAAAUUACUGCUAUCUAUUGGGUUGUGCUUAAUUUACCAUCAAAAUUUCGAUCUACACUACCCUUAAUUCAGCUUGCUGCUCUUGGAAAAAGUGCUGAUGUCAAACUUUUUGGUUAUGAGGCAUUUUUUUAUCCACUAAUUGAGGAUAUCAAGUGUCUUGAAAGAGAUGGAGUGUAUGUUGAAGUUCUAGAUAAGUUUGUCAAGGGAACAGUAUUUUGUGUCUGUGCAGAUAACCUUGGGGCUCAUAGUCUUGCAGGCUUUUCUGAAUCUUUUAAUGUAGAAAAAUUUUGCAGAUUUUGUUGCCUUAAUCGUCACCAAAUAGGAACUGUUGAAGCACGGGAUUUUCCAUUAAGAACUGUAGAACAACAUGAUCAGUUUGUGGCAGAGUUGAAAUCCAGUGAUAAAGACAGUGUGAAUGGUGUUAAAGGUGCCUGUGCUCUAAGUGAACAUUUGUCCUACUUUCACCCAGUCACCGGGUUCCCCCCUGAUAUUUUGCAUGACUUCUUUGAGGGUGUAAUUCCUGUUGAAUUAUGUUUGUGUCUUAAAGAUCUAAUUAAAAAAGGAUUUAUUACACUUGAUGGACUGAACAGCCGCAUAAAAUUAUUCCCAUAUAAAUUUUCUGACAAAGUUAACAAGCCACAACAAAUUACAAAGGCCAGCUUUGGAAAGGGAAGAAUAAGUGGCAAUGGACAUGAAAAUUGGACACUUUUACGUUUGCUUCCUCUUCUGAUUGGGAGUAGUAUUCCAGAACAGGAGGCCUCAUGGGAAAUAUUAAUGGACCUUAAGGAAAUUGUUGAGAUUGUUCUGUCCACUACUCUGUCAGAGGAAAUUCUGUGCUACUUGGAGAGUAAAAUAUCUGACCACCGGAAGCUACUUCUUGACACCUUUCCUGACUUUAGGUGUCUGCCAAAACACCACUUUAUUGAACAUUAUGUACAUCUCAUAAGCUGCUUUGGACCUCUUGUGGACUUGUGGACUAUUCGAUUUGAGUCGAAGCACAGCUUCUUCAAAAAAGUGGUGCAUGAUGUUCUCAAUUUCAAGAAUGUGCUUCUUACCUUGUCUUCUAAACAUCAGCAAAUGAUGGCGUACUACCUUGAUGGACAAGAUCUGUUCAAACCUAAACUGCAUGUAAGCAAUGUUGACACAGUUAAUACAACAUCAUUGGAAGAAAAACUUAGGAAGGUGAUUGAAAAGAAGUUUCAUAAUCAAGAUACAGUGUCCCUUGCCAAAGAUGUCUAUAUAUACGGAACUCGGUAUACAAGGGGCAUGAUUGUUUCGGCUGGACAAUGCAGUGGAUUACCGGAGUUCCACAAAAUACUGAACAUUGUUGUCAACUUUGAGAAAGUUUGUUUUGUCACUUCAAAGCUCUCCUCUUGGUUCAUGGAACAUUACAGGUCUUAUGAAGUCAUUGACAAUGGCUAUGCAGAUAUAGAAAUCCUGGAGACAAAGGAUUUGAAUGAUUACCACCCAUUGGCUGCAUAUACAGUAACUGGAAAGUUGAUGGUGACCGCAAGGACUUGCCUACUGCACUAAAUGACAUGGCUUUGUUACUUCGAGUACACAUCAACCCAAAACUUGUCCGGAAAGUCCACCUAACUGCAAACCCUGAAUCUGUCCAGCAGCUUCAAGAUGAACUUAGAGAAAAACUUCAACUUGAAGGUGAAUUCUGCUUGCAAUAUGAAGACCCAGAUUUUGGUAACGCACUUUGCAAUUUAAUGGAAAUUGCUGAGUUGCCUGCAGAAAGAGCUGUCUUACACAUUCUUUGGAAUAAGGAAUCACAGGGGCCGUCUCAAGCAUCUGACAUCUCUUCCCUUGAUACAGCCAGUGUCAGUUCAGCAGCCUCCUCCCACAGCUCAUCUUCGAUUAUUCGGAACAUUAUGUGAGACUAUUC
Melanotaenia boesemani (Boeseman's rainbowfish) is the source of this 3747-nucleotide messenger RNA. RefSeq lists its product as uncharacterized. NCBI's taxonomy places the organism in Eukaryota, Metazoa, Chordata, Actinopteri, Atheriniformes, Melanotaeniidae. Bases 738 to 3389 code for a protein of 883 amino acids. The record is from RefSeq and is a predicted model, not a curated record. The transcript is spliced from 3 exons.